AUGUGGUACGUCGUGCUCCCCCAGCUCAUCAGCCGCCUGCACAAUCCAGACAUGCGCGGGCUGUUCACGCAGCUGAUCGCAAAGGUGUUGGCGGCACACCCGCACCAGGCAGGCUGGCAGGUCAUGCAGCUGAGGAAAUCGAAGUGCCCAGGCACGGCCAACCUGUCCACGGAUGUGAUACUGCCAGUGUCGAGGAAGGACGGAAACAUCAACAGAAUAAUGGUCCAGUAUUCCAGACUUUUCGAUCAGCUGAUCCAACUCGCCGAGUUUCAGCCACGGGACGACAGGAACCCGAACCCGCAGAUCAGCCUGGACAGGCACGGCUUCUCCAAGCUGCUGGGCGGGGUGCUCCCGCAGCGGACCCCGACGCAGGGCGGGGCCGAGGCCUGGCAGGUCCUCGUGCCGAUCCAGUCGCAGAUGGCCGCCGCGAUCCCGCGGGCCGCGGACGCCCCGGAGGCGGUCUACUCGGAGAGGUGCGACAACGUGGUUGACGUGAUCCGGUCGAAAGAGAAACCGAAGAAGCUCACUUUCUUCGGCAGCGACGGACGGUCGUACCCGUUCCUAUGCAAGUCGGAGAGGAAGGGCGACCUCAGGAAGGACUCGAGGCUAAUGGAAUUCGGGCUCAUGGUGAACCAGCUGUUGCAGAGGAAUCUCGAUGCUCGUCGCAGGGAUCUUGGGGUACGCACGUUCAAUGUUGUCAUUCUGAGGGAGGACUCUGGCCUCAUCGAGUGGGUUUCGAACACCAGGGGGAUCCGCCACAUCAUCGACGACCUCUGGAAGUCUCUAAAGCCGGGCAUGAUGCAGUCUAUGAGGGAGAUCAAGGACAUGUUCGACACGUCCAGGAACAAGUACGAGACCUUCACGAAGCAGGUCCUGCCGAGACACCCUCCCAUCCUGCACAGGUGGUUCUCCCUGAACGCCGACCCCUCCGUGUGGCUGUCUAGGCGCCUGCUCUUCAGCAGGACCCAGGCAUUGUGGAGCAUGCUUGGAUACAUCGUUGGCCUCGGCGACCGGCACGGCGAGAACAUCCUCGUGGACCAGGAGACGGGGCGGAUGGUCCACGUCGACUUCGACUGCCUCUUCGGCAAGGGCAUGCACCUGGACUGCCCCGAGACCGUCCCGUUCCGGCUCACGCAGAACUGCGUCGCGGCCAUGGGCGUCACCGGAGUCGAGGGCGCCUUCCGCAGCUGCUGCGAGCUCGUCAUGGGGGUGCUGCGGGACCGGGCCAACAAGCAGACGCUCCUCUCGGUGCUGCACGUCUUCAUCGCGGACCCGCUGAUCGAGUGGUCCCGGAGGCCACAGGCGCCCCCGCGAUCCGAGGACGAGAAGCAGAGCCGGGUGCGGGAGGCCAGGGCCACGAUCGGCAACGUGGAGAGGAAGCUCGACGGUAUGCUUAACGUCGGCGCCGUGGUCGACCUCAGGGCGGCCCACCAGGGCGAGUCGGUGCUCACGCCUGAGGAGCGCGGGCGCAACUCCGCCUGCGCGCUCCUCGGCCGCGACCGGGGCGUCGGGCUGUCGGUCGCGGGGCAGGUGGACGAGCUGCUCAAGGCCGCCACGUGCAAGCGAAACCUCAGCGAGAUGUACGUGGGCUGGCAGCCGUGGCAGUGA
This is a messenger RNA of Prorocentrum cordatum, 1608 nucleotides long. The record is from the annotation of a GenBank genome assembly. Lineage: Eukaryota; Dinophyceae; Prorocentrales; Prorocentraceae.